AUGACGCGUCCGUUCACGCACCUAGCUGUGUUCAUUGUUAUUCUUCAAUUACUGAUACAUGUUAGCGCAUCACCAUAUUCAGUUCUAGAUUUUAAAAGUUUAUUUGCGAAUCCUGUUAGUGACUUUAUCAAAUUGUUAUCUCGCUCGAAUUCAUCUGAACCGAAAAGUGUUAGUGAAAAUCAUGCGUACAAUACAGAGAAGGGAAAGGAUGUGAGAACGGGUACAAAGAUGAUAGAUGUUCCUCUCAAUGUACUCAAAAAGUGUCCAGACGGAAGUUUCCCAGAUGUGAAGGGCGUGUGUAGAAAUCUUUGGUGA
Molecule: messenger RNA, 315 nt
Organism: Danaus chrysippus (African queen)
Lineage: Eukaryota; Metazoa; Arthropoda; Insecta; Lepidoptera; Nymphalidae
Source: the annotation of a GenBank genome assembly